Messenger RNA from Peromyscus eremicus (cactus mouse), 1620 nucleotides. It is a transcript of the gene Nalf2, whose product is annotated as NALCN channel auxiliary factor 2. Lineage: Eukaryota; Metazoa; Chordata; Mammalia; Rodentia; Cricetidae. Gene Ontology annotation, cellular component: plasma membrane. Bases 106 to 1515 code for a protein of 469 amino acids. Gene Ontology annotation, biological process: calcium ion import across plasma membrane. The record is from RefSeq and is a predicted model, not a curated record. Gene Ontology annotation, molecular function: stretch-activated, monoatomic cation-selective, calcium channel activity. The transcript is spliced from 3 exons.
CCUGGACGGCGCUGAGGAGCGCGGAGCGGUGCGCAGCCCGCCCUCUUGAGACGGCCGUCCGGCCUCGCGCCUGUCUACUCCCUCCAGCCCGGACCCCCCUGAAAUAUGUUCAGGGGCGCUUGGAUGUGGCCCGGGAAAGACACCGCCGCGCUGACUAUCUGCUGCUGCUGCUGCUGCUGGGCUCCCAGGCCGAGCGACAAACCUUGCGCCGAUUCUGAGCGGGCGCAGCGAUGGCGACUGUCCCUGGCAUCCCUGCUCUUCUUCACCGUGCUGCUCGCUGACCAUCUGUGGCUGUGCGCGGGGGCCCGGCCCCGGGCCAGGGAGCUGAGCAGCGCCGUGCGGCCGCCCUGGGGGACCGGCCGCGAGCGGCAGCGGGUGCCUCCCCGCGCGGUGCUGCCGCUGCCGCCGCCGUCGCCCGGCGGGUCCAGCGCGUCCUCCGGCACCUGCGGCCCGCGAUACAGCAACCUGACCAAAGCCGCCCCCGCCGUCGGCCCCGGGCCGGUCUGCGGCGGCGUCCCAGAGCCCACGGGGCUGGACGCAGCUUGCACCAAAUUGGAAUCUUUGCAGAGACUUUUUGAACCGACCACCCCAGCUCCCCCUCUGCGGCCCCCUGACUCCCCUUCCCGUAACCCGGAGUUCCCCUCCGCCAAAAAAAACUUGCUCAAAGGCCACUUUCGGAACUUCACUCUCUCUUUUUGCGACACCUACACAGUCUGGGACUUGCUGCUUGGCAUGGACCGCCCAGACAGCCUGGACUGCAGUCUGGACACCCUGCUGGGGGACCUGCUGGCCGUAAUGGCCAGCCCGGGCUCCGGGACCUGGGAGGCAUGUAGCAACUGCAUAGAGGCGUACCAGCGACUGGACCGACAUGCUCAGGAAAAAUAUGACGAGUUCGACCUCGUGCUGCAUAAAUACUUGCAGGCAGAAGAGUACUCUAUCCGGUCCUGCACGAAAGGCUGCAAGGCUGUCUACAAGGCCUGGCUGUGCUCAGAAUACUUCAGUGUGACCCAGCAGGAAUGCCAGCACUGGGUGCCCUGCAAGCAGUACUGCCUGGAGGUGCAGACCCUGUGCCCCUUUUUCCUCCCUGACAAUGAAGAAAUGGUGUAUGGAGGCCUCCCUGGCUUUAUCUGUACAGGGUUGCUGGAUACUUCACCAAAGCGGCCGGAAACCAAGUGUUGUGACGUGCAGUGGGUCUCCUGUGAGUCGGAGAAGAAGUUCAAGGAAUCUGAGCCCCCCCAAACCCACCACCAGCAAUUCCACCAUUCCUAUUUCCACCACUACCAACAGUACCAACACUACCACCCCCGCCAUGAACCCCCGAGCCGUGUCAGCAACAAGCCCUCCCUGCUGCCGGUCUCUGGGGGCUCGUGCCUCAGUCCCAGCAGGAUCCGGCUCUGUGUCCUUGUUCUUAUGCUCCUCCAUACCGUAGUGUCCUUCUCCAGCAGCCAGGGUGGUGGGGGACUGGGGUUGGAGACACUGCCUGCCCUAGAGAAGGGCCUGACACAGGAAGAGUGACAUCAGGGAGGGAGGACAGACCUCCACCACACACUGACGUCAGCUCCAGCCCUGCUCCAGGUGGGGUGGGGAAAGGUAGGACCAGGUCGGGGGUGGGGGAGACUC